UUCAUAUAAAUUACCAUUGGCCGUACAUCCAGUUGAGGAAUCGUACAAUUCAAAUGCUUCAUUAUGGAUACACUUAAGCAGUGCUAUGCGUUCAACAUUAUCGUGCUGCAAUCAAGUUUGCCCGUUAUCGAGGAGGAGGAGAGUCCGUAUAGGUAUCGAGUGCGUAUAUACAAUGAGUUCUUGGAACUGUCCCCAGAUCGAGUCGUAGCCGAACACUUUCCAAGUAAUCCGAUAAGUACCGUUGUGGCUAGCCCCUGCGAUUUGGUUGGCUCCCUGAGCUCCAAGGGCAUCUGCGUGACCGUUUACGAGAAUGACACUUUGUUUGGCUGCGGCACCUGCAGACCUUCGACUGGACUGCUGCGCAUGCUGGCGGAUCCCACCUUCUCGUGCACUGAGAGCCUUGCCGUCACCUUGGAGAAGGGCAAAAGGCGCAUGGGCCAGCUGCAGCUUAAGAUCAAUAUCAGCUCCGUCGAUCCGGAUCUAGACGCCCGCCUGCUUCCCUUUGGCUGUUACGAUGUCUGCCGGCCGCUGGACAAGUCCGUCAACCCGCGUGACAUAAUAUUCACGCUGGGCCGUUCCCGGAAGUGCGCGGGCACCAGCUGCAUCACAGACGAGCGCCUCAUGUCGCAGGCCGGAGCACCAUUUAACUGCACGCAUAAGGAGAAUCCGCCGGCUGGCAAGGAAUGCAGCUGUGGGGUGCGCGGGGCGAAGACACCGCCAUCACUGGAUGCAAGCAAGGAACGCGAACGUAAAAUGCUGAAGAAGCUGCUCGUGGAUCUGGAAAUAGACAGGGAGCGUGUGCCCACGCCGCCAUCGUGUCAUGAACGCUCCAGGCAUUGCCAGUGCGUUCGAUCAAGCAGCGACAGCAGCAGCUCAUACGAUUCCAGCGACAGCAGCCUGUACCAGGAUCGGAAGUUCAGGCAGAGCGAGCCGGAAUUCGAUGCCACACUUUCGCCUCAGCAGCUGGAGGAGCUGCAGGAAGUGCGCAAGCGCGCUCUAGGCGCCUGUCCCAUCAUCAGGGCACCGGAGCUGGCCACUCCCAAGUACACGCCCCCGCUGCUGUGCUCCGUGUGCCAUGCCAACAUCACGUGGCUGCCCAAGUUUGCCGCCUGCCCGUAUUGCGGCUACAGGCGCUGCGACCUGGAGCAGCCCAGCGAGGAGCCGUUCGAUGAGAUGGCCACCGCAGCGGACGUCCUGCGCGAUCACGUGCUCCACGCGCGCGUUAGCAGUGAGUCCAGCCAGAGGCGGCGCUUCACGUGCGGCAACGGUGAUUCGGCGUCAUGCAGCGCCACCAAGAUCACCAAGACCUGCACCUGCAAGGGGGGACGGGUCUGCACUCGCUGCCGCAUCCAGCAGCUCUGCGAUAACAUGAUCGAUACGAAGCCCAAGUCGCCGGAGAGCAAGUCGCCUGCGCGGCCCCUCUCGCCGAAGAAGACGCCAUCGACACCCUCGCAGCAUCGCCAACAUCUGCUCAAGAUCUUCUCCGACAUGCAGAAGGUGGUGGGCGGCAAGCCGUCCGCCAAGGAGGUGACCGAGAACGUGCUGAAGCAGUGCGCAGAGGUCACGCGGAAGGGCAAGAAGGGUCGCCGACGGUCGACGUCAAUCAAGAAGCUGCUUAGGGAAAUGGAGGAGAGUGUGCCAACCAAGCGCAAGAAGAAAUCCAAGUGCUCGAAGCGAAAGAGCAAACGUCGCAAGUCCAAGCGCUAUACGUUCCUGGUGCGCAAGGAUACGAUUCGGCGGCCAAUCACCCAUCACUCCUGCUCGCAGGGCAGCGGCCGAGUGCCCUGCCACAUGGGCUGGAUGUGGACCAAGAGCGAGCUGGCCGCCCACCACAAAAGCUGGAAGCCGGGCGCCAUCAAGAAGUCCAUACGGGAGCUGAUGGCCUAUUUCCUGAAGGACUAUCCCGCCGACAGGAUUGUGAACUCGCGCUUUCACUAUCGCACCCGCAAGGAGCCAGACAAGUGCGCUGUCGAGGAGCCCCUCAUACAGCACCCGACGCUGCAUAUAGUCAAGAAGCACGACGAGUACACCAUCACCCUGCGGCCGCUCAAGGAUGCCAAGACCCUGGCGGUGGCUGCCAAUCCGUAUGCGAACAUGAAGCCAGUCGUCUUUCGCAUUUCCAAGGAUCCAAUCGCGACCGGCAAGCGCAACAUUAAGCUCGGCCUCAGCGACAGGGGCUACGAUGUGUGCACCUGCGGUCAGCCGGUGUCCCACUGCUUCUGUCGCAGUCAUAUCGACCAGAAGCUCCUCGUCGAGGAUGUGAAAAUUCUGAGCGCGGAGCAGGGCUGGCAGGACGUCAGCGACACCUUCGUCUACUCUGACCUCAGCGAGAGUGACAGCGACAACGAACUGGAGUUUGGCGUGACGCCGCCGGCGGGCAUCGUCAAGCCGGAGCGCUGCAAUCGACCCGAUCGGGUGAACUGUGAGACGCAGUACAAUGAGAACGACUGGGCCCUGCCCACCAUGUAUCCGCAUCCGCCCAACGCCCAGGUGCAGUACGGUGGCUGCGUCAUAGGCGAGCGCAAGGACAGAUUCCCCUGGAUCUUUGGCAAGGGCUUCGUGCAUCGGGAGCCAAAGCCGCCCAAAAUGAUCAACAGACGUAAGACAGACAAGCCCAAGGCAGCAGACAAGUCCAAGGGCCGACUGAAGGGUGGAGCCGACACCGCAGUUUUCAGAGGCGGUUUCGAUCCAUACAGCGGCAAGCCCACCUGGCUCAAAGCAAACUAAGCGAAUCUAAAACUAGAAUCGAGAAAUGAAAUUUUAAGUAAAGGAAAAAUCUCACGAAUCUGUUGUAAGCACGAUGGGAGACAAGAGCAACGUGGUCAAUUGGUCAGCAAAGCGGAGCAGCCAGCAGUGUGCAGAUUUUAAGUUAAAUAUCAACUUUUAUGUAACUUAAGGAAACAUUUUACAAGUCUAAAUCAUAAAUAAAUAAAAAAAUGUGC
Molecule: messenger RNA, 2942 nt
Organism: Drosophila navojoa
Lineage: Eukaryota; Metazoa; Arthropoda; Insecta; Diptera; Drosophilidae
Source: RefSeq, a predicted model, not a curated record